Molecule: messenger RNA, 234 nt
Organism: Staurois parvus
Lineage: Eukaryota; Metazoa; Chordata; Amphibia; Anura; Ranidae
Source: the annotation of a GenBank genome assembly
CUGGCUAUGCUGUAUGAUAGGGGCAGAAAAACCCCAGAAAUUCAUAUACUUUGACAGGGGUGGACUUACAACUCAUUGGGCCCCUGGGCAACAGGGGAUCAUGGGGCCCCUGUGUCCUUGCCCAAACUCAAAAAAGCCUAUGAAAAAGGUACCAGGGGCAUCUCAUGGGGCCCCCUACUGACCCCGGGCCCUCGGGCAGUACCUGAGUUUCCGAAUGGUCAGUCCACCCCUGGU